Uloborus diversus is the source of this 1081-nucleotide messenger RNA. Its product is annotated as protein HEXIM1-like. Bases 80 to 907 code for a protein of 275 amino acids. Gene Ontology annotation, biological process: negative regulation of transcription by RNA polymerase II; negative regulation of cyclin-dependent protein serine/threonine kinase activity. Gene Ontology annotation, cellular component: nucleoplasm; nucleus; cytoplasm. Gene Ontology annotation, molecular function: cyclin-dependent protein serine/threonine kinase inhibitor activity; 7SK snRNA binding. The transcript has a single exon. Lineage: Eukaryota; Metazoa; Arthropoda; Arachnida; Araneae; Uloboridae. The record is from RefSeq and is a predicted model, not a curated record.
GCGGUUCGAGUGCGAAAUAUUCAAACGCACAUCGUAAGCUGGAUUUUUACGGUGGUCGCGUUUCGACCUAGCUGCCGCGAUGAGUCGGGUGGACGUAAUUCUCCCCCCAGAGAAACUUGUGAAAUGCGCUGUAGCGAACGGCUCAGCGAAAAUUGACAGUGCGGGCUCUGUUUGUCAACCUCAAACUCCUCGCAAAAUUUCUGUGCGCGAAAAAAAUAAAAAAGCGGGAAAUUCGAAUAAUGUUUCCAAACUUAAUUCAGACGAAGUUCGUCAAUCUGACAAUUCUUCUGAAGUUCGGAAACGAAAAAACAAAAAUCGAAGGAAAAGGAAGUGGAAACCCUACAGCAAACUUACUUGGGAUGAAAGAAGAGAAUUAGAAGAGAGGGAUUCCAAAAGGGCUUACAGAAUUCGGGAGGAGAUGACUUCUUAUGGAUUGACUCUUGCCCCUUAUAACACUACCCAGUUCUUGAUGGAGGACCAUGAUGUUCAAGAGCCCGACUAUGAACAUAUUUCGAAUGGCCACAGACAUAGAGAGAACAGCAACAGUCUUGAUUCAUCUGAUGACUACUAUAGUUCCCCUGAAGAUGAAGAAGAGUUUUUGCAACAGCAAUUUGUACAGACAUACGAGGACAUUCAUGCGGAACAUCUGAACAAUAUGUCAAAAAUCGAGUUGGUUCAAGAGUUGGUGAACAUGGAAGAUAAAGUUGAAACUUUGGAAAAAUCGCUUCAGGAAGCAAGAAUGAACAAACCAAAUCAUUGUGAACUCAGGCCAAAUGGUCUAAAUGUUGAGGCAGAACUUGAAAAAAUUCGAGUCUUCAGGGAAGAGAUUGAAAAGUUGUCUCAAGAAAAUGAUAUUUUGCGGAGGGAAAAUGACAAACUUUUAAGGCGCUUGCCUUUCAAAACGUGAACAACUUCUUUCGGCGUGCGCUUGUAUUCGUUCAUUGUUUAUCAUUUUCGAGGAUAACAUAUCGAUUAGUUUCAUAACUUUUUCGUUCGCUUAUUCGGUGGAUUGCGCUCAUAUGUUCGCUGUAAAUUUGCUUUUCUAGGCGGUAAAUGUGCUUGAAGUAAAGAACAAGCUUUA